GGUUUCAAAGCGUUUCGACAAGCGCGUCGCGCGUUCGGACGCUGAAUCAUAGCGUGUCGAUUAUUGCGAUGAAGGAUGAAUUUAGUGGAGAAGUGGUGGAAUGUAGGGACGACGCCCUCUGCAAGCCUUGGAGGUUCGUGUAGGCGCGUGACAUAACGGCCUCUGGAAGUUGACGUGCGCAAAAUUCACUGCUCGCCUGGCCUGAAACGGAGCAAAGCGUGCCUCAAGCUUCGCACCCGCGCUUAUCGCAGCACACGAUCGCCGGAGAUGACGCGGGGAACAUCAUCAUGUAUCUCGCAUCUCUUCUCCCUCCUUAUCCCCCUCCUCUUAUGGAUUCAAUAACUCUUUCAUGGGUGCAGGACGCCCUCCGUAUUUCUCGCACCGCCAUAUCGUCUACUUCGUCGUUAUGGCUCCCUAGCUCGGAGAGCGUAGCGGCGACUGGAGGAGGCGAACUUGUCAACCCGGACGAUCCAGGGAAGGACCCGCGAUUCCGGAAGCUUGUGGAAGCCAUUUUGUUUGGGAGGAAGUUUGUGCCGACCUAUAAUCUAGUGCUGCUCGCGGUAUUGUUAGUGUUUACUGCGUGGCACUGGGCUGAGAAGCUUGCUUUGAGGCAGAGGAAGAGGAGGAUAGAUGGAAGCGACGGCAAGGCGGAUGACAGGGUCGAUGAAGCCUGGUCAAGCUCGAGCAGUACCAUCGAGGGAACUGCGACACCUCCAGACGCCUCGCAGAAAAAGACAGAUGCAGCGGAUGAGACAAGCCCUUUGCUCGCCGCGAAACCCACCAAACGGAAAGCCCUAGGAAUCCGGAAACCUUACUACCUUCUAAAGUCAUGGAUGCAAUACCAACCACGAUCCAUCCCAAUAAUCAACAGGGCACUUCCCACGAAUGCUGUUUCGCUCUUCGUCAUCGCGUACAUCGCGCUCAACGUCUUCUACAAUUUCUACGCCAUGCCGCUCUCGCUGCAGUACGUCUUCGUCUUCGCCGACCGCUGUGGCCUCAUCUUCUCCGCGAACCUGCCCAUUCUUUAUCUCCUGGCCGCGAAGAAUCAGCCCAUUAAGUUCCUCACUGGCUAUUCGUACGAAAGCUUGAACAUCUUUCACCGCAGGGUGGGGGAGCUGAUGUGCUUCGAAGCACUCGUCCAUUUCCUGGGCAUGCUGUUCGUCUGGUACGGGUUGUUGAGGCGCCUUGGAUUCACACUGGCGCAGUUUAUCUUGAACCGGCUUGUCCUCCUGGGUCUUGGUGCUUUCAUCUCCUAUCAAGUGUUGUACUUCACCUCGCUGGGAAGCUUCCGGCAGAGGAUGUACGAGGUCUUCCUUGCAACGCACAUCUUGCUUCAAAUCGCCGGCCUGGUGUUCCUUUGGUUGCACUACGAGACCUCAAGGCCAUAUGUUGGCGUCUCACUGGCUAUUUUCCUCAUCGAUAGGCUAGUGUUCCGGUUGUGGUUGAACACGACUUCGCAUCCCGCCACCCUGACCGUCCUGGAAGACGACGAGACGCUACUUCUGUCUGCAAACUGGAACGUCUCUGACCUAAAGUCAGUGUUUAUACCUAAGAACAUGAGAAAUGGCUGGAAACCGAACGACCACAUCUUCAUCACCGUCCCCUCAAUUUCCCACAAAUAUAUGGUCCAAGCUCAUCCCUUCACCAUCUUUUCUGCUGCUCCUACCUUGACUCAAGACGAGGAAGGCCGCCAUGCAUGGUUCUCGCUCCUUAUCCGCGCACAAGCCGACUCUGGCUUCACGCGCACCCUCCUCGAACACUCCCGGUCCCAUCCACAGACCCGCAUCCGCCUCGAUGGACCCUACGGUACCUCUCACGCGCUUGAUGUCAUCUCAUCCUCAGAUACCGCAAUCUUGGUAGCGGGCGGCUCCGGUAUAGCCGUCGCAUACCCACUCCUCUAUGCUCUCUUGCAGCCUACAUCCACCGACCCCGAAAAUCAAUCUUCGCCGAAGAACAAGAGGAAAGUGAAGCUGCUUUGGAUAGUGCACUCGCCAUCGCACCGCGAUUGGGUCCCUCAUGAGAAGAUGAAGGAGCUCGAAGAGUGGGGCUUGGAGCUGUAUAUCCCAGCGCCGACCUCUGUCGUCGGACGGCCUGACGUGCGGCCUAUACUGCGUGAGUGGGUUGAAGGCGAGAGGACGGGCAUUGUGGUUAGUGGCCCGGACGGCCUAGUAAGAGACGUGAGAAAUACGUGCGCGGGGUUGAUUGGGGAGGGUGUCGGUGUGAAGGUGCAAGUUGAGAAGUUUGGAUGGUGACACUGGAGAUGGGAUUUGGAGCGUUAGAGCGGCGUUGCAUAUUUUAUUUUGGGGGAAGGAGGUACGGCGUUACGGGUACACGACACUUGCGAUCUUGCAUCGGAGGUAUCGUGGUUGACAGCUGCACGAUAGAGUAAGGGGUCGUAGCGUUGCACUGCAUUGUGUCGCUGCUUGUGCCGCAUUGAACGGAUGUCACCGCAUAUUUGGACCUUAGAAUCUAUGGAUCUUUAGGUACAGGCUGCAUGCCCCUUUUAUAUAUAUGAACAUGGCUGUUUCCUC
This is a messenger RNA of Trematosphaeria pertusa, 2531 nucleotides long. Its product is annotated as ferric reductase transmembrane component. The transcript has a single exon. Bases 288 to 2252 code for a protein of 654 amino acids. Gene Ontology annotation, biological process: iron ion transport; copper ion import; intracellular iron ion homeostasis. Gene Ontology annotation, molecular function: ferric-chelate reductase activity. Gene Ontology annotation, cellular component: plasma membrane. NCBI's taxonomy places the organism in Eukaryota, Fungi, Ascomycota, Dothideomycetes, Pleosporales, Trematosphaeriaceae. The record is from RefSeq and is a predicted model, not a curated record.